AUGCACUAUGUUAAUGCUUCCAUUUCCCCAGAUAGCGGUAUCACAUUCUGUGGUAUGGCGCCAAACAAGAGCACUUAUUUGUGCAUGCACCCAUUGUGGGCAUACGCAGCGAGGAUGGUAGUCCACGAGAAAAGAAAUGGAUGUAGCACUUGCUGUGAGCUCCGCAAUUUUCAUCACUCUCUCUCGGUCUUGUGGUUCUUGAAAGCUCGCUCAAAUCUUCCACCUCCACGGCUUACACUUGCUAGCAGGAAUGCCCGCACAGAGCGCAUAGCCAACAAGUAUGGUCCUAUUAUUUCCUUGAGGCUGGGAAUGAUCCUGAUCUCCAGCCCGGAGCUUACCAAAGAGGUCUUCACCACACAUGAUCUAAAUUUUGCUUCCAGGCCGUACAUGGUUCUUCCCCAGAACUUCAGCUAUAACUUUGCUGGAGCUGUAAGUAGUCCCCAUGGAGAGCGCAAAACACCCCGUGAAUGCAAGGACUUCCUCGAUAUCAUGCUCGAUUUCAUUGGAGGGGAGACUUACGUUAAAGCGAAUUCAACUUUGUAA
Selaginella moellendorffii is the source of this 543-nucleotide messenger RNA. RefSeq names its product cytochrome P450 CYP736A12-like. Bases 1 to 543 code for a protein of 180 amino acids. The record is from RefSeq and is a predicted model, not a curated record. The transcript has 2 exons. Gene Ontology annotation, molecular function: oxidoreductase activity, acting on paired donors, with incorporation or reduction of molecular oxygen; iron ion binding; monooxygenase activity. NCBI's taxonomy places the organism in Eukaryota, Viridiplantae, Streptophyta, Lycopodiopsida, Selaginellales, Selaginellaceae.